Molecule: messenger RNA, 668 nt
Organism: Periophthalmus magnuspinnatus
Lineage: Eukaryota; Metazoa; Chordata; Actinopteri; Gobiiformes; Gobiidae
Gene: urp1
Product: urotensin-related peptide 1
Exons: 5
Coding region: 143-553 (136 amino acids)
Biological process (GO): blood vessel diameter maintenance; regulation of blood pressure
Cellular component (GO): extracellular region
Molecular function (GO): hormone activity
Source: RefSeq, a predicted model, not a curated record
CAUCGCGUCAAAACCAUUAUGUAGGAGAUUGGCUGUGAUGAUAAUGUAUUGAUCAUUCAGUGAUGGAUGACUGCUCAGGAUAUAUAAGUACAGCUUGCCUGGGUAAGGCUAUAGUCCAGUUGUGGUGACUCUGGAAGGCAUCAUGCUUUCUUUAGCUCUGGUAUACCUUGUAGCUGCUCUUUGUACAGCCAGAAGGACAUAUGCUGUACCCCUGUAUCCAGACUCCAGCUUGGAGCCACAGGCAGAAUUUAUUCAGAAGCUUGUAACAGAGGUGGAGGAGGGAGGCAACACUGCAGAGGUGGAACAGAGAGAGAUGAACAACCUGUAUCCUUUGCUAAUGCAACACAGCUCUGGGAGAGACUCCUGGACUAAAGGAGUCAAAAAGUCUGCCAAUGAGGAAAAAUAUGCUAACAUGGUGGAAGACCUGAAAGAGGUCAUUUUAAAGAUGGCUGCUGCUGACAAGCUUCGCUCUCAGGAUUUUAUAAGAUCAGAGCAGAGCCUGCCAAAGACAAGCAAGAGAGCCUGUUUCUGGAAAUACUGUGUGACCAACUGAACAAAAGAGAGCUUUCUUUACAACCUUUGUGGAAACACCUCCUCUCCUCUCUUCAUUGUACUUUUAUUUAUCACCUUUCCCUGAUAAACAGAAAAUAUAUUUUUGAAGUUGUACA